AUGCAUCUUGCCACGUCAACCAUGUCACAGAAUCCCGAAAAUACACUUGUUUCUUUAUUCCAAUCUGAUGAAGAUAUCGAUAGCCUUUUUCUUUUAUUCCCUGUACUCGCCCUUUUGUGUAAGAACGAUUACUUCAUGCGAUUUACGCCAUGUGUCACUCUCCCUUACAGUUCAACAGAAACAUGGUCUGAAAAUGAUGUUCUGAAGUUAGCUAGUGCUGUUGAAUCCAAUAUAAUACAUCCAAUUGGAAAAGCUAUCCGGGAAGCUGCCAAGGCUGCUAAAUGUCCCAAUGCUAAUGAUCGUACAUACAUGGAGGAACUUGGUUUUGGUGUAGUAACUUCAAUUGGGAAGAAGAUAACUUCUGUUGGGAUAGUGGAAUGGGUUGGAAGGUAUAAUAAAUUGUAA
Molecule: messenger RNA, 405 nt
Organism: Lactuca saligna
Lineage: Eukaryota; Viridiplantae; Streptophyta; Magnoliopsida; Asterales; Asteraceae
Source: the annotation of a GenBank genome assembly